AGGGCGCUCGUGCAACCGAAGCAAUGACACACAUCCAAGUCUAUGAGAAGAAGAGAAGUGAGCGAGGGAUUGGACGGGCGUUUAAACAUGUGAAGUGGAACACAACAGUUAAUUUUGCUCUAAUUCUGUCGUAUUUCAUUCUGUGAGUAGCCUACAUUUAUUUUAUCAUUUACUAGGGGAAAUCUAAAUCCAAAAGACUACCGAGUCGGUUAAUUUAGUGAAUCACUCAGAAAUUAAUUGACUGAUGUACAUUACGCUUGUGAAACGAGAAGAAGGAGCAAGCAGGAGGAAUUACUCCAGGAGAAACUACUGACACACUAUUGUAAAGAUGGAGUUUGAGGAAGAACCCUGUGGAAUAAAAGAUGAAGACACUGAGGAACAAAUAGACCUGAUGGAAGUGAAUGAAGACAAACACCAUCAAUUCACAAAUGAAGAUGGAAAACUGAAAUAUAAAAAUGAAGAUAAACAACAUCUGUUUCAAAAUUCUCACCAUUUCAAAAAUGAAGGUGAAAAUGCAGUCGUUUCAAAGACUGAAGAGAAUUUCACACAAAAACAAGCCGGAAAAAUUGGAGUCAAAGGAUUUUUCACCUGCUCUGAGUGUGGAAAGACUUUAAAACAUAAAUCAGCCCUUAACAGACACUUGAGAAUUCACACUGGAGAAAAACCAUUUACCUGCUCUGAGUGUGGAAAGAGUUUCAGUCGCAAAGAGGACUUAAAUGUGCACAUGAGAAUUCACGAUGGAGUUAAACCAUUCACCUGCUCUCAGUGUGAAAAGUGUUACAGACACAAACCAAACCUUAUAAAACACAUGACAUCUCACACUGUAGAGAGGCCUUAUACAUGCAUUCAGUGUGGAAAGAGUUUCAUUCAGGACGGACAAUUUAAUGAUCACAUGAGAGUUCACACUGGAGAAAAACCGUUCACAUGCACUCAGUGUGGAAAGAGUUUCUCAUCCAAAAGCAUUCUGAAAAAGCAUAUGCACGUUCACUCUGGAGUGAGAUCAUUCAGCUGUGAUCAGUGUGAUAAAACAUUUGUUUUUGAAUCAAACUUAAGAAGACACCUUAAAAUUCAUACUGCUGUGAAGCCACACGUUUGUUCUUUUUGUGGAAAGAGUUUUUCACUACUGCAGUAUUUAAAAGAGCAUGAGCGUAUUCAUACUGGUGUGAAACCUUAUAUGUGCUUUGACUGUGGGAAGAGUUUUACAUCAAUGGGCAACUUACAAGAGCACCAGAGAAUUCAUACUGGAGAGAAACCGCACAAGUGCUCACACUGUGGAAAGAGUUUCACCCGAUUAUCUCAUCUACAGACUCAUAAGAAAAAAUGUUGCCCAAAGAUGUCUAUUGAGCAAAGUUCAUGUUCAGAUCCAUCAUUUAAAACUAGUGUGUUGCAUUAAAACUGAUUUGUGAAGGAA
Megalobrama amblycephala (Wuchang bream) is the source of this 1411-nucleotide messenger RNA. Its product is annotated as gastrula zinc finger protein XlCGF8.2DB-like. The record is from RefSeq and is a predicted model, not a curated record. Bases 329 to 1393 code for a protein of 354 amino acids. The transcript has 3 exons. NCBI's taxonomy places the organism in Eukaryota, Metazoa, Chordata, Actinopteri, Cypriniformes, Xenocyprididae. Gene Ontology annotation, cellular component: nucleus.